CCUCUGCCAGCUCGCUUCAAAGUGGAAAAGGCAAGCGUCCUCGCCAUGACUCUCAAUCACGGCCGUCGCCACGCAAGAAAGGGAAAAUGAAGGCCCAUAGCACACCCGAAAGCGACGAGUUGUUGAAUAGUUUUCUAAAAGCGUAUCAGGCAGACCUAGAAUGUCCCAUCUGUCAAGAUUUCCUGGUCGUGGCACAUGUCUGUGUACCUUGCGGCCACAGUUUCUGCGGCGAGUGUCUUAGCCAAUGGGUCGAGGUCAAGAGGGACUGCCCUUCGUGUCGCGGUAAACUCAAUUCCCCUCGGAUGGUGCUCAAUGUCGGCCUAAACAAUCUGGUGGAAACGCAUCUCGAACAACUUGCUCGCAAAGGAGAUAAUCAAGAAUGGAAGCGUGGUGGAAGCAAACACGCCGAGAGAGAGGCCAGGAAGAAGAAAUGGAAAUCGAAGCUGCAGGAAGACAAGCGGCACCGCGUACGGGCCAUUAUAAUAUUGAGCAGCGAGGAUAGCAGCGAAAAUGAAAACUAUGAAUCGGAACCAAGCGCUACCACCGGCAUGGGCUACCGCUUUGGGCGCUAGUUCUUUUAGGACCAAAUUACGACUCAAGAUGGACACUAUUGUACAAUUAUACACUGUUGUAUGUGCUGGACGGAUGAAAAUGUAGCCUUAUCAAUCAUUCACUGGGAAACGUGAGAGAAAAGCGCAUGCACAGACUUGUAAAAGACUUUACCUCAAAUCUGGUAUUUUACACCA
This is a messenger RNA of Desarmillaria tabescens, 746 nucleotides long. RefSeq lists its product as uncharacterized. The transcript is spliced from 5 exons. Bases 87 to 572 code for a protein of 161 amino acids. Gene Ontology annotation, cellular component: nucleus; Rad6-Rad18 complex. NCBI's taxonomy places the organism in Eukaryota, Fungi, Basidiomycota, Agaricomycetes, Agaricales, Physalacriaceae. Gene Ontology annotation, molecular function: single-stranded DNA binding; ubiquitin protein ligase activity. The record is from RefSeq and is a predicted model, not a curated record. Gene Ontology annotation, biological process: protein monoubiquitination; DNA damage tolerance.